CCCAAACUAGGAGUUUUUUUCUUUAUUUUGGAUUGGGAAGGGUUCAUUUCAAAACAAGAUGAAGGUACAAAACAACACAAAAAACCCUGAGCAGGAAAGAACUUUUGCCCAUGAAUAGCACCUUAUUUAAACAACAGCGGAAAAAUGAUUCAGCUUUUGUUUCCGCUGGUCACUACUCUUUACUUGGAUCGUCCCGUGUCUGUAGGAAGAAGGUGGGAAAGGAGAAGUUCCACAAACCUCAACAUUGGGGCUUUUGCAACAACGUUAGGAUGUUGAUGAAUGAAGAUAAACCCGGAAUAGGUGGAGAACUGUGUCUCAGGCAAAAGAGGAAGCCUAAAUACAGUGCAUUUCUUAAAGAAAUGGGAAUUGACGCACCCCCCUGGGUAGCUUUUGAUAAACAGGUAUUAUCUUUUGAUGCCUAUUUAGAAGAUGAAGUGCCUGAAAAAAGUCAAGAAAACUAUAGAAUAAGACGCUAUAAAAUCUACUUCUACCUUGAAGAUGACACAAUUCAAGUAAAUGAACCAGGGGUGAGAAAUAGUGGACUGCCUCAAGGAACUUUUAUCCGGCGUCAUCACAUUCCUCUCCCACCUCCUGAUGAGGAUCAGUUUUAUACUGUGUAUCAUUUCAAUAUCAACAUAGACAUUGUCUUUUAUGGCUGGAAAUUCAAGAUUUAUGAUUGUGAUACAUUCACAAAAAUCGUUUUGAAGAAUAUGGGAGUCAAAUUAAACGCCCCAGGACAGUGUCCAGAAGAUCCUUACUUGAAGAUGCGGAGAGAGAAGCUAGACUUCGUGAAGCCCUUACGUCCCUAUGAGUCCUUUGGCACCCUGAAACAGUUCCUCAACUAUGAUAGGAAGGUUUUGCGUUUUUUCUGCCUGUGGGAUGACUCAACCUCGUUGUUCGGGGACCGUAGAGAGCUCAUCUUGCGUUACUUUCUGUCUGAUGAUACUAUUGAAAUCAGAGAAGUGUUGCCACACAAGUCAGGUUGGAAUGCUAUGCCGUUUUUGCUCCAGAGGGGAAAGCUACCAAAGUAUGGCCCACCUGGAGUCUAUCAACCAGGCGAGAUAACAGAUCGAAUAGUUCUCAAUGUAUAUGGUGGCUUGGUAGAGAACCGAGUGGACGGCUACCUGUUGGAUAAAUACAAGCUAGGAAAAGUACACCAAGAGUUUUACAAAGAUAGUGACCUGUCCAUAGGAACCACCAUCAAUGUGUGGGGAAGAAAAGUGCUCCUUUGCGACUGUGAUGAAUUUACAAAGUCUUAUUAUAAGACUGAAUAUGGAAUUGAGAACUUCACUUCAAUUGACUGCAAGCCCCCACCUCCUCCAAAAAUAGAAAGGAAAUUUCCACCUUAUACUGGCUUUGGUUCUGAAGAGGACUCUCUGCGCUCCUGCAUAGGCCUUAUGCCCACACCUCACCGGAAGAACUUCAGGAAGUGGAUGGAAAAAGACAGCUAUGGCUACAUAAGCAAUACUCUCCGUUUUUUUGCGAAACUAAUUACACAUGAUUGUGCCGACGUGGACAGGCUGUUUGUUAUUUCAUAUUUUCUCAGUGAUGACACACUUUCAGUGUUUGAACCUAUAGAGAGGAAUUCAGGGCUUACUGGUGGGAUGUUCUUGAAAAGAAUUCGUGUUAAGAGGCCUGGACAAGAAGUCUUUAAAAGUGAACUGUCGGAAUAUAUCAAGGCUGAGGAGCUGUAUGUUGGAGCCAGAGUGAACGUGAAUGGCUACCUAUUUCUUUUGCUCAAUGCUGAUGAGUACACCUUAAACUACAUGGAGAAGCAUUCAGAUAAGUUUCCUAUGAGCAGCAUUGAACUUGCCUUACAAAAGCUGAAAAAACAAGAAUCAAAAUCCGAAGAGCUCAGGAAUGUAUUUAUAGCUGCUGACGAUGAGCAAAGAAAGAUGGUGGAUUAUAAUACAUUCAGAGAUAUACUGAUGACUCUAACUGUUGGGGAGCUCACAGACCAUGAACUUAUAACCAUUGCGCGUCACUACCACGUGCCCGAGGACGCUUAUGAAGAUGUGAAUGUCCUAAUUGCACUGGCCCAUGAACGGUUCAAGAGAAAUACUUUUGAGAAUUUCGAAAGACUCAUUGCUAACUGUGUAUACCAAGAUCGAGAAAAUAAAAAAGUAUUACCCACCAAAGACAUCAGAAGGCUGUGCAAGUCCUCCAGGUUACCUUUGACUCACGAUCUGCUGGUAUCCUUACUGUCCAAGUUUGAAGACAGUGAAGGACAAAUAAAUUAUGAGUCAUUUUUCUGUGCCCUGAACUGGAGAAUAAAUCCGGUGCCUGAAUUGGAACCAAGAUCGUACCUUAAAGAGAGAUGUGAAGAUGAGUGGCUCGGGAUGCCAUCACCUAUUCCUGUAAAAUACAUUAACUAUGUAAAACUUUUAAAGGAGGUAUUUGGCUUAGAGGACGAGUAACCAUGCCAGCUUGGGUCAGCUCCCUUUGAUUCCUGCUCUAAUUUUGCCAAGUUUAUUUCAGUGGAUAUAAUUUCAUUAAAAACAGAAAAGAAACAAGGCUCAUGUUGAAUUGAAAUCCACAGACCACAAUUUAUCUCCUUUUGUCAUUUUAGUUUUUCAGAACAUCAUAUCAUAUUGCUGAUAUACCAGCACUAUUAAAAAUACCAUUUAAAGAAACAUCGAACAUUUUUAUUAUAUGUAUGAUUUAUUAAUACCAGGGAAUCUCAUGUUAAUUUUCUGUCCAACAUAAUUUGAUUCCUUAUGACACAAAAAGAAAAUGACUUUUGACAACUAUACAUGACAAUAUAAAAUUAAAUUAUAUCAGAGCGUAAGUUGUGAUUCUAUUAAAUGUUUUUUUCAAAUUUUUUGACACAUCUUUGUUACUUAUAUGGUUAAACUUUGUAGCAACUCACCUUAUCAGAAUAAUCCUUAAGCCUCUCUAGAGUGAAGGUAUAUAUUUUCUGAAAUUAGCAAAUCUAUGAGAGGAAAAGGACCCCCCACCCACAACACACACACAAAUUUGAGGGAGAAAUUGAAACAUAUGCAAUGUUUAUAUUUUUAAUGCCCUUUUUAUACCUAAAGUUAGCUUGUUAACUUAGGAAUAUGUGCAUAUGUAUAUAAUUAUAGUAUGACCAAAAAUGUAUUAUGUCUAAAAUAUUUAGGGAUGCAAAUGCUGAAGAUUUUGUGAGAUCUUUUUUGGUUCAUUCUCCACACACACAUACCACCCACCCCAGAGUUUUAAAUAUUCUAAGACUACAACAUGUUUCCCUCCUGCAUUUCUCUAGUUCUAUUUUUAUUUUUCUUCUAGGCCUAUACAUUAUGAGUCUCAGCAGAACUUUUGUCAUGUAGUAUAUAUUUGAUUAAAACUCAACCAUGGACCCCUGGGAAUUCAGUGUGAGAAGUUUGUCCCAAUCUACCCCAUUCUUCAGUGUUGAAUGCUGUGUAUCGUAAAUCCGGUUGCCUGGUGUUCUCAGGGACAAUGGAAGCCUAUGGAGAAGGGACUUUGACAUUUACCUUUCGGGGACUACUCUGAGGAGAACUGAUGACAUCUCAUGGGCCCUUUCUAUCUCAUUAUUCUUUCACUCCACAUCUGAGGCAUCUUGCCUAGAAAUGAGCCGGCUUCUUGGCACUCAGAUGUACCACUUUGCUCGACAACAAUGGCUUUUUCACUUUUUAAAAUUGAAGUUAAUCAAUAAACUAUUUCUAUAUAUAAACCUAGGAUAAUUUUACAUGUGCCAUUGUUAGAGUAGACCCCAUAGGACUUCCCAAUAAACUGAAAUACUCAAUUUAUAUACUAGAGCCAUUUACCCAUAAAAUCUAUUUUUGACUACUUGAUUUUUGUCCCAGGUUUUUUUUUAAAAGACAACUGACAGUGCCAAGCCAUUUUGUCACUUUAAGAUUUUCCAUUCCCCUGAGAGCAAGCUUUUAGAGGGAUGACACUUUCCUGGAACUUUUCAGGCUGACACAUUUGUCACUUACCUAUUCAACUCUUCAGUCAGUUGUCUUUUCUUCAAGAUUUUAAAUAUAUAGAUAAUUCAGCCCUCAUACAGGCUUGCAAUAGAGUUCAUUUGAGAAGUGGGAGGAGAAAAGGAAAGGAAGCAAACCAAUGAUGUGCUCCAGAGUUUGUAGGAUGACAACUGCUCGUUCUAUUGCAUAGAUGUGUGUCACUGCCCUGGUUAUUCGCAGUUCAAGCCCAUAAUUAGCAAUUAAAUGGCCAUUAUAGGAAUCAUGCCGAUAAACAUGAUACAUUGCAGCCAUACAGACACUUUAAAUAAUUAUUUUUAUAACUAAGCCAUAUACUGAAGGAGAUUUAUAAUUUAGAGAUAAUAUCCCCAUUAGUAAAUUUUAUGACCCAAUAAACAGCUCCCACUAGUUAAUAAAUGCCAAAGCCAUAAAAACAAAGACUAUUAAUGUAAUAGAAUUUUUGUACCUCCCUCUUUUGCUGGUGGUCUCAAGGCACUGAAGGGAAAUGCUAUCUUAGGAAAAACAUUUAUUCUCGUUAUGUAAAUAUCAAUGAAUUGUCUUACAGUCCAUCUGGAAGUCUCCCAGCCCCACCCCCUUGGUCCCAGGUGGUCCCGAAAUGCUGAUGCGUUCUGCUUAGGUUUCAAACAGUAGAUAACUCUGGUUUUUAGCAGAAACAAACCCUGUGACUCAAAUCUUUCAGGGAGGUAGAGAAGACAGCUGGAAUUUCUGCUGCUUCUCUUCCCUCUGAAAAAGAGAAGUCUCAACUAUUGCUAUUAUUCCAGAGUAAUAAGUUUUAGAAGUUUCACAACUUUUGCAUAUAGUUAUAUUUUUAGCUGCUAACAUUUUCUCAUUUUGAUGGAAAAGCAAGUGCCGCCUGUGGAUGUCUGGGUGAGCUGAAGGUUAAUAUAGGCAAACCUUUUGUGCUGAGAACGAAUUGUUUUUUGGUAUUCCUGGAAUCGUGGGAAUGAUUGAUAAAGUCAUUUGAAAACCCGAAUCAAAUCCUGUCUUUUCAUAAAUUGAUUAAAAGCUGCUAAGUUUACAUUACAUGGUUUCCUGAGUCAUCGUUGUAAAGUAUGGAUGUUGUCAGCAGAUGACUAAUUUAUGGUGUUUAUUUGCUUUUUCCCCCCUUUUGAAAACCUAGCCAUUUGGACCUAUUUGAAAAGUAGUGGUCAAUCUAUCUGUUGUCUUUAGUGCUUACUAAAAUAGUUAAAAUUUUAGACAAUAGAGAGGAGAUGAAGAGUACUGUAACUCUCAAGUAUUAUGAUGGGUUAAACAUUUUGCUUAUUUUAUUCUAUGUAUUGCCUCUGAUCCAAUUAAUGUAAAAUGUACCAUUCUUGGUCUUUUUUUGUGUGCUAUGCUAUUGGAAGUUUGAUUGUUCAGGGUUGUAGAGCAUCCAGGCUUUAUAGACACUUCAGUCAUGAGUUUAGGAUAUUUAAAUUGCCUUUCCUUCUUUCAAAUAGCAGGGAAUUAUUGAUGAGCAAAAUGAAAUCUCUCCAAAUUAAAAAAA
Molecule: messenger RNA, 5427 nt
Organism: Equus caballus (horse)
Lineage: Eukaryota; Metazoa; Chordata; Mammalia; Perissodactyla; Equidae
Source: RefSeq, a predicted model, not a curated record